Messenger RNA from Drosophila rhopaloa, 522 nucleotides. RefSeq lists its product as uncharacterized. The coding region runs from base 1 to 522 and encodes 173 amino acids. Gene Ontology annotation, cellular component: nucleus. Gene Ontology annotation, molecular function: zinc ion binding. The transcript has a single exon. The record is from RefSeq and is a predicted model, not a curated record. NCBI's taxonomy places the organism in Eukaryota, Metazoa, Arthropoda, Insecta, Diptera, Drosophilidae.
AUGAAGAUCAUGAAUAACGUAUGCCGGAUUUGUAUGGACAAGACUGGCACUCUGGUGUAUAUCUUCACCGAUGUCCGAGAUCUGGACCUUAACGAGUUAAAGGUGAGCCUCUCAGACAUACUGGCCCAGUGCACCAAUCGCCCAGUGGGACGUGGCGACCAACUGCCUCAGUACGUUUGUCUGUCCUGUGCCCUAGCCGCCCAGAUCGCCUUUCGGUUCAAGUGGAAGAGUGAACGGAGCUAUCAGCACUUCUGCCACGUUCUUAACAAGCCAUGUUUUCCGGAAAACAAGAAGGAAAGGGAUCGUCAUGAGGAUCAAACGAACUGUCACAACGAUCAGGAUAAAAAGCAGAAGCCGAUCCAAGCAGAUCGGCAUAAUCAUCAACAGCAGAAACCGCGAACACAUAUCAAAGAUAAUCAUGCAGAUGUUCCUGCUGAAUCUUGUUUUAUCCCAAAUCUUCACAAGAGGCCUACUCGAAGCGCAGAAAAGCCAGUUCAGUCCCACAAACUGACUCCAGGGUAA